Sardina pilchardus (European sardine) is the source of this 1987-nucleotide messenger RNA. RefSeq names its product interferon-inducible GTPase 5-like. The record is from RefSeq and is a predicted model, not a curated record. The transcript is spliced from 4 exons. Gene Ontology annotation, molecular function: GTPase activity; GTP binding. Bases 168 to 1376 code for a protein of 402 amino acids. Lineage: Eukaryota; Metazoa; Chordata; Actinopteri; Clupeiformes; Clupeidae. Gene Ontology annotation, cellular component: membrane.
GAAGAUACACGGCCCACGCCACCGAUUUCAGUCACGGAAAUCUGUCACACACCGAUAACUUUCGGUUCUUGGGCGUGAAAGUUGGACUUCGCUGUGGCCCUGUGACACGAAACGCUGAAUGACGCUGGGCCGUUCAGACUGACCGGAGACAGGCCGCGUGCACAACCAUGGCGACCCCUCAGCCAAUCAGUGAGCGGGAGAUCGGUGAGAUGAGUUCCAUGCUGCCGUCUGGCGUGGUUUCCGUGGUGAUGGGCCAGGUGCAGGGCAUGCUGGAGCAGGCUGACUCCGCCUCUCUGGACAUCGCCGUGACCGGGGAGGCGGGAGCAGGCAAGUCCUCCUUCAUCAACGCCUUCCGCUGUCUCCGUGACGACGACCCCGGCGCCGCGGAGACGGGCGUCACGGAAACCACGCAGAGAGCCACCGCGUACGCCCACCCCACCGCUCCAAACGUGCGUCUGUGGGACUUGCCGGGAAUAGGGACGCCGACGUUCCGCCCGGAACGCUACCUGGAGGACGUGGACCUGCUGCGCUACGACUUCUUCGUCGUCCUGGCCUCCGAGCGGUUCCGCGAGUGCCACGCCCAGCUGGCCCACGCCGUCUCGCGGGCCGAGAAGCACUUCUACUUUGUACGCAACAAAGUGGACCGAGACCUGCAGGCCAACGCUCGGCGUCGACGAGGCCCGCAGUCCAGGACCGACGCAGACGUUCUGCGGGAGAUCAGAACAGACUGCUUGGAGAACCUGAAAAGGGCAGGGCUGAUGGAACCGAAGGUGUUCCUGAUCUCCUGCUUCGAGCCGCAGAGCUUGGAUCUGCCCCUGCUGCAGAGUAGUCUGCUGGGGGACCUGGAGGCUCUGAAGAGGCGCGCCCUCGUCCUGUCCCUGCCCAGCUCCACCCCCUGCCUACGCCACCACAAGAGACAGGAGCUGGGUGCGGAGUUGUGGAAAGUAGUCAUGUCUGCCUGCCUGGACGGCUUCACCCGCGGCGAUGCCCUCGGCGGAGCAGUGCCCAAGCUUAUGGACACACUGCGGGGGUACCAGAGGAACUUCGGCCUGGACACGGCGUCUCUGCAUCGCCUGGCAGCCAUGACGGGCACAACAUAUGAGGACCUGUAUGGUGAGGUGAGGUCGUCGUUGGGUCGUGAGCUGGUCUCCGGGACUCUGGAGCGGCUGCUGUCCCAGCUGGGCCCGGCCCCUCAGGUCCUCAUCAGGCAGCUGGAGAGCAGGGUGCCUGUGCUGGGGUCCCUGGUGUCGGGAGGCCUCUCCUUCAUGGCUGGCUAUUACCUGCUCAGCACCGCACUCACAGACCUCAGCCAGGACGCAGAGAGGGUGAUGCGGAGAGCCCUACAGACAACUCAACUUGUUAGCAGCUUAACUUAGCCAUUUUAAACCCUACCAGGAAAAGAAACAUUUCUGGCCAUCUAUGAUCAUUAUGUGGUCCCAGGAGGUACUGGUAUGCUAACAAUGACUUCAUUUCAAUAGCAGCCAGAAUUAAAGUCAAAUCCCUCAAUUGCUAGAUCCUUGGUAUCUUAAUUCCAUUCCACUGUGGUCCUCUGAUGAAUGUAUACUAUCUCGGCCUUCCAUCAACAUUAAGAGGUCACAAUUACAUCUCUUUUCUUCAGGGAUUCUGCACUGGUGGAAUGAUGCUCUUUGUGCCAGAGAAAGCUUUGAGAUCUUCAAAACAUACCCACUCGUAUACAGACUCAUCUGUUUACCUUGUAUGUAGUAAAUUAACUCUCCUUACAGAGGGUUUGCAUAUGUGUAAGGUUAUGGUUAUUAUUCCACUAAAUUCUAUUUAGUUCAUCUCUAAGAUUGGAAGACUUUAACUAAUAUUGCUACUUGAAACUGUUCGCUCUAAAGUUAAUGUAAUGUUUAUUGAUUGAUUGUAAGUUGCCUUGUUGUAUUUAUUGUAAGUCGCCUUGGACAAAAGCACCUGCCAAAAACUAUAAAAAUAAAUGUGAACGAAAACAAAAUAAAGUGUCAACAUUGUU